AUGGUCCGCAACAUCCACAUCGCGGUUCUCGAUGUCGACAUUCCAGCGCGCAGACUGUACGAGGCGCGUGGCCUCUGCAGUGCGCACUUCCGCGAUAUUCUUCGCGAAACGGCGUCGCACUUGAACGAGUCAACCACUAUGGAUGAUCCGAUUCAAAUUACCGUCACGGCGUAUGAUAUUCGAGGCGGUCACUAUCCCGAUUUCCGCUUGCUUCGUGGCAGUCCGACCCAGGGGAGUCUGCCCGUUUCCAACCCAAUUGAUGCAAUCUUGAUCACCGGAGGCUCUCCGGGCGUUUAUGAAAUGCCUCACUCUCCUUGGAUGCAGAUCCUCGAGAAAUUCAUUCAGACUGUUUACCGCGACCACACCGACGUGCGCAUCAUGGGCACUUGCUUUGGCCACCAACUUAUUGCUCACGCGCUGGUUCGCGUGCCUGAGGAUCCGGUCCGCGAUGUCUAUGUUGAGAAAUGUCCGCUUGGUCGUGAGGUUGGCAUCUACACCGUUCAGCUGGAGGAUCAAUUUCUGCAGCACUUCCCUUCGGCUCUUGGUCAUCUUCCCCAAGGCCUGCUUCGCAUUCAGAUGUUCCAUGGUGAUCGGGUCAUGGCUGUGGAGAAGGGAGCCGCCGUGACAUUGACCGAAUCCCCUCCUGUUUCUCUCCCGGCGCCCUGGAUUAAUAUUGGAAGUACCCCUAUCUGCCCUAUUCAGGGAUUGUACAACCCCGGAAGAGUGUUGACUGUCCAGGGACAUUAUGAGAUGGAUGCAUUCGGCAUGCAGAAGAUGUGUGUGGAGAAUGCGCCGGUGAUGGGCUGGAAGGAUUCCAAGUUGGCUCUGUUCCUCGAGCAGGUCGGCCCUGAUAUGAAGGAGAGACAGGAUGAUGCCAGGUCGUUCGCUACCGCUGUUCUUGCCUUCCUGGCUGAUCUUGAGGUCUGA
This is a messenger RNA of Penicillium maclennaniae, 927 nucleotides long. RefSeq names its product type 1 glutamine amidotransferase. The record is from RefSeq and is a predicted model, not a curated record. The transcript has a single exon. The coding region runs from base 1 to 927 and encodes 308 amino acids. NCBI's taxonomy places the organism in Eukaryota, Fungi, Ascomycota, Eurotiomycetes, Eurotiales, Aspergillaceae. Gene Ontology annotation, cellular component: cytosol; nucleus.